Vanessa atalanta (red admiral) is the source of this 1536-nucleotide messenger RNA. RefSeq names its product signal peptidase complex catalytic subunit SEC11A (gene twr). The record is from RefSeq and is a predicted model, not a curated record. Gene Ontology annotation, molecular function: serine-type endopeptidase activity. Gene Ontology annotation, cellular component: membrane; signal peptidase complex. Bases 134 to 670 code for a protein of 178 amino acids. Lineage: Eukaryota; Metazoa; Arthropoda; Insecta; Lepidoptera; Nymphalidae. The transcript has 4 exons.
UUUUGAAGUUUUGUAUCUGACGUGGUGCUGUCGAGCUGUCGAAUCAGAAACUUACCUUUCCUUUACAUUAAGGAUAACCAAAACGUACGAUUUUUAUUUUCUUUAGCACCCUUGAAAAAGGCAAGAAACAAAAAUGUUGGACAGUUUAUUUGACGAUGUUAAGCGAAUGAACAAGAGACAGUUUAUUUACCAAGUUCUUAGCUUUGGUAUGAUAGUAUCGUCAGCUCUUAUGAUAUGGAAGGGUUUAAUGGUCGUAACAGGCAGUGAGAGUCCUAUUGUUGUUGUGCUCUCAGGAAGUAUGGAACCUGCUUUUCAUAGAGGAGAUUUAUUGUUUCUCACUAACUAUCCCGACGAACCAGUGCGUGUCGGUGAAAUUGUAGUUUUUAAAGUGGAGGGCCGUGACAUUCCGAUUGUUCACAGAGUUUUGAAGCUUCAUGAAAAGAACAAUGGCACUGUUAAAUUUUUGACUAAAGGUGACAAUAAUAGUGUUGAUGAUCGAGGUCUGUAUGCUCAGGGUCAGCUUUGGCUGACUAAGAAGGAUGUUGUUGGUCGUACUAGAGGAUUUUUACCCUAUGUUGGAAUGGUCACAAUUUAUAUGAAUGAAUAUCCUAAGUUUAAGUUUGCUGUUCUUGGCUGUUUAGCAAUUUAUGUACUAGUACAUAGAGAGUGAAGUUGUAAUUUGAUCUGACGGAGUGAAGAGUAUGUUUGUAAUAAGUAAUAUUUGACUUUCAGAUGUAUUUCCUCUUUUUUAAAUGAAGUUCUCUCUAGAGUGAAUAUUAUAUUUAUUUUGGUUUAAUAAAUCUGUUUUUCUUUAUAAAACAUAAAUAUUGUAAGAACUAAAAUUUUUUUAGAACACACUUAGAUGUAAAAUUUCGUCUGUUUCACAUCCACAAAACAAAUUAAUUUAUACAAAAAUGCAUUUACUACGUCUUAAUGAACAUAUUGUUUAAGGUCCAGAGUAAAGUAUGUUAAAAUAAAUGUACUUAAUUUGAAAACAACUUUAAAUUCUGCCUAAAACAUCCAACAACAACAAACCAUUAAUAUGAAAUCUGUGAAACUAAUAUACUUUAGUUUUUUUGGAUAUGUUGGUAGUAUUGUGGUAUAGUAAUAAGUAAGCUAAAGGUCUUAUAAAUUAAGGUGUAAAUAUAUUCAACCUAAAUAUCUCAAUUCAAAAUAUUGACUUAAUGAGGUCCUUUUGAAGAAAUUUAUGGUUGGUAUAACUAGUAAAAUCACAGGAAAUAUCAAGACUUUGCUAAUGGAUUGUUGGCAACUGCCCACUCUUUACAUUUAUUAGUGUCCGUCCUUUGGUUGUGGCGAGUAUUCAUUUAUGUGUUAUUAAAAACAAACUAGAGAGACUACAGGAAUUCCAGAUUUUUGUUUUCGAAAAUGAUGCGCUUUACUAUGUGUGAGACCUUUAUAAAGAGGGAAGUUAAAAAAAACAUCGCUAAUUUACAUGAAAAAAGUUACUUGAACACCAAUAUAUAUAUUUCUACUAUUAACUAAUAAUAAUUAAUUAAUCUUUCGUGCUCAAAAUUA